Molecule: messenger RNA, 393 nt
Organism: Geosmithia morbida
Lineage: Eukaryota; Fungi; Ascomycota; Sordariomycetes; Hypocreales; Bionectriaceae
Exons: 4
Coding region: 1-393 (130 amino acids)
Source: RefSeq, a predicted model, not a curated record
AUGCUCCUCCCCUUGGUCGUGAAGGCAACGGGAGAGUGGGCCAUGCUUCUGCACCCUAGACAGACGGAUGGGCAGAAUCUACAGUCGUUUGAUGGAGCCAUGGGAGGAGUAUCGGCGGAUGCGAUCACCUUUUCCGGGGAUACAGAGAGACCAUACCAGGUCAAUGGCGAUACAUUUCCAGACUACUCUACCGCGGCAAAUCGAGCAUGCGACAAUCAAAAGAACGGAUGCGCAGACAUGGCAAACGAUGCACAGGCUGAUGUCGACUUUGAAGUGAGCGACUGCGACCAGCAGAGGGAACGCUGCAUGUCAGUGUCAUCGAGCGCGGCGGAUACGGCGUUUAGGGAAAAGGUGUCGUCUGAUGCUGAUUUCGAUUACUUUUGUGAACUGUAA